UUUGAAUGCUAUUUUCAUAGAAUUGACUGAAGUAAUAUGCAAUAUCCGGCACAUAAUUUCAUUUUUGUAAAUAUUUAAUUGUACACAAGCACAAGAAAUCGAAGUAUUAAGCGUGAUUUAAUGUUACGGAUUGUGGGAAAAUUGCUAUUCGUGACGUCAUGAACCACAAUGGCGCCUUUCUUGUGGUGCACAACAGCAAAGGCAGAAUCGUAUUUUAAAAGACAAUUUAUUCAAUAGAAUUUUUAAUACCCUAACAUCGAAACGUGAAAAGAAAUGCUCACAAAAUGUGCGACAUUUGUACGGAUAUGCUGGCUCUUCUCAAUAGCCAUGACGAGAAGGUGCAGUCUGGAGAAGGCUUACAGUUGACUAAAAGUGAUGUUAUAGCUGUUAUAUUUUUUGUUCAAGCAUGGCCACAGAGGCAAUGCACAUGCUGUUUUAAAGAAUUAAAGAAUUUUGAAAGACUCAACAACGUAGUCCAAGUAAUUCUAAACCUUGCUAUCAAGUACAUUCAAACAUUACCUGAAGACUACUUAAAAGAACAAGAAAGAGAAAAAGAGAAAGAGGCACAGAACAGUGAAGGAGAUGGAGGUGCAAACACAGAGGAAAAGACCAAAAAUGAAUCCACUAUUUCUGUUGAGACUGGUAACCAAGAUGAUCCUAACAUAAACAUUUCUGAAGAUGAAGAAGAUAAAAAAGUUGACAAAACAAGAAAUGAUGACAAAAAAGUAGAACAAACAGAUGCAUCUCAAGAAAAGAAAAAAGAGAAAGUGGAAGAGGAAAGGGAAGGAAAAUCUAUAUCUGAAAACGAUGCUAAGGAUAAACUAGAACAGGAAGAAGAUGAAACAAAACAGGUUCAAGAGCUUGAGUAUUGGACUACUGAGGAUAAGGGAGGUCUUCUCCAGGUUGUGGCCAGAAUCUUCCUGAUGAACUUUCCACUGUACAUGGCCUAUAAGCAUACAUUUCACACUUCCCUGGAGGAGUUAUCUCAGCAAGAAGCGAAUGCACUAAAUAAUUAUUGUGAACUAUCGGACCCAGAGGUUCCAGUGUUCCUGUUGAGAAAUGUUUGUUUCUUCUGUGAUAGCAAUGGCCCUCAGUCUAUGCUACAUUGCUUUGAGAAGGCCAAACCAGACAACCUGCCCCUCCCUCUUGUGCAUACUCUGAUUACUAUUGUGUCCAAUCUGAGGUUGUGGAUGAACAUAGGGACUGUGAUGCAGCAGAUUGUUCCCCUCAGAACACAUGUGAUAAGGUAUAUGUGCCAACUCUCUGACAAGGAGCUGCGUGUUGCUGGCACCCGCAGCCUCACUGAGCUCAUCUGGUCAGCACUGAAGGAACCCAUUGAUGCCAAUAUGCUGUUUGACAAAGAAGGCCUGGAGCUGGCCUUCAAAUACUUCACUUGUACCACUCUGACCAUAAGGCUGGCUGGUAUAGCACAGGUUAAUAAUCAGAUUAAUAUGUACAAUGACAUAGUAAGCAGCAAUGAGUCAUUCCUGGAGGCAGAACACGUAGGCUCUCAGAUUGCUAACUGGUUGAUAGAAAAAAAGAUCAUUGAACAUAUUUUUGGACCAAACCUGCAUGUUGAGAUUAUCAAGCAGAGUCAGAUCAUCCUGAAUUUCCUUGCAAUAGAGGGAAGAGUGACAGCAGAGCAUUUAGACUGUAUUUGGGCAGCAGCACAGCUGAAGCAUUGUAGCAAGCAGGUCUAUGACACACUCAUUGUGCUGAUCAAGAACCUAGAGGCUCAACCAGUGCAGCAUCUUCUAAGACUGGUUUCCAACCUGGAACCCUCUGCCCACACUGAACAGACCCUGUUCCUGGCCUCUGCUCUGAUCAAAUGUCUCUGGACCACAGCCAUGAGCCAGACUGUCCACCCAGUACAAGCUGUGUAUGAUAGACCUGGCUACAGCACUCCUGUCAGAGAGGAGGAGGAGGAGGAAGAAGAACAAGGUGUGUUGGACACCAAGGCAGGUGGUGGAAGAGGGACUGGUUCCAAAGAUGUGUCCCCCACUGGGAGCAAUGCCAGUGGCAGCGGAAGGGGGAAGAAAAGAAAAGUACAGGCAGUUGAGGAUGACAGCGACCAGCCAACAGAUGGCGCUAGUAGUCACAAAGCUGGUCAAGAAAGGCACCACACCCCAGAAGCUGACACCAGCAGCCUGUGUGCCAACAGUGAUUUGAGCAGUAUCAGUGAGGAGAGCCUGCCCACAGAUGAUGAGCAUCAUCAUGAGGAGGGAGCUGGGCAUAAACGACCCAGAUGCGGAGUGAAACCAGUCUUUAAACCUGGUCGUCGUGCGUGCAAACAUGGUCAUCACAGAAGGGAGAGUAAUAGUGAGGAGGAGGAGGAAGAGGAGGAAACAAGCGAGGGAGAACAUAUAUGUGGUGAAGAUGAUGAGGUUGAAGAUCCUCAUCUUUCACAUCUGCAUCGGCAUCACCACCACCACCAUCACCACCAUCAUCAUCACCAACAUCAUGAGCAUGAACAAAGCUCUGGUGCUAUAAAACAGCAUCGCUAUGGAAAACCCAGCCAUGAUAGGUGCAAAGGACACAAGGCCAGGUUUUCAUCAGAUGAGGAUGAAGAGGAGGAAGAAUAUUUAAAUUCUGAUGAGGAAGCUCUGGUGGAGCAGGUCAAGUUGGUCAGUAUGGGUCAUUUAUGUAAAGGGCGUGGCAUGCACAGGUCUCAGAGUGACCAGGAGAGCACUGAGAUCAGCAGUGAUGAAUACAGUGAUGAUGAUGAGCUGUUGGAGGAGGCGUGUGAAAUUGCACGUGUCAGGCGGGAAAGACUAUUUCGAGAACGAUGCAAGAAAGCAUUACAUAAACGAGCUCAGAAAAUAACCCACAAGGCUAAAAUCACCAAACAGCGAGCUCAAAAGAAACAAAACUUGAAAAAUAUCAAUGGUAUCAAAAAGAGCAAAAAUACAGAUGGCAGCAAAGAAACUGCCAGCUCCAAAAAGAUAACUGUGCAAAAGGAAAAAGAUGAAAGCAAAACUACGAAAAAGAGCCCUACUUCUCUUCCUUCAAGGAAACAGAAAAAGAACAAUAGAAAAACAACCAAGAAGGAAUCUGGUGCUAGCGCUCAUCGUUUAGAGGAUUUGAAGAAGCCCUUAAAUUCAGAGAAGCGCAGCCUUAGUGAGUCUGAUGUAAUGGUCAGUAGUAAACUGGCCAGAGAAACAGACCAGGAGGUGCUGCCCCCUGUCCAGUCCAGCGUGGACAGUGGAAGUGUGCGGACAGAAGUUUAUGAUUGCUCACAUAUAUUGCCAGGCCGAGUACAGAGGACACAGAGUAGUGAUUACCUAGAAGACAUCCUCAGUCCAGAUGAAGGCAGUUGUAAUAGCUCCAGAAUGAGCACCAAAUCAGAUAAAAACAUGGCUGACUUUGAUGGUGAAGAGAUGAUGAGUGAAGAAGAGCUGGCACACAUCAAUGCCGCAGCUUCCAUCAACAGCCACCAGCUCCAGCAACAUUUGGCCAGCAUGGCUGCAAUAUAUCCUGGCAAUUUACAGCAUAGUGAGUAUACAUGGCUGCUAUAUAUCCUGGUAAUUUACAGCAUAGUCAGUAUACAGGAGAGUGAGACUCGCCUUUGUAACAGCUUCUCGUUGGAGGACGUGUGUGAACCUGGAAAUACUUUGUUAUGGGAUCUUGUGCAAGAUGAGGAUGUGCAUUUGUUACCUGAGGGUCUGGCCUUGGAGGCAGAGAAAGCCCUGUGUACACUGGUGUGCUUUGCCACAGACAGGAGAAUUAGGAUGAAGUUCAUUGAAGCCUGCAUCAAUAAUGUGGCAAGACACAGAUCAGUUGUUGUCUCCUUGCGACUGUUGCCAAAGAUUUUUGCAUCAUUCCAGCAAUAUAGGAGUGGUAUAGACACACACUCUGUUGCAAUGUGGGCUGAAAGAGAACUUCAUAUGAUGAAGCAUUUCUUUAGUAAUUUGAUGUACAUAACCAACCGUGCCAAGAAAGGAAACUUGCCCUCAAAUGCUAUGUACUGCUACAGAGAGGAAAUCCAGGUGCGCCUGCAAUUUCUCACCUGUGUGUUUUCUACAAUGGGAACACCAGAGUCCUUCAGACUCAACCUAGAGCAGGUGGAUGUGUUGUGGAGUUGUCUGGUGUCUGAUCAAACAAUGAACCUGAACUUUGACCUCCAGGUGGCUGACGAGUGUCUAAACUGGUUUCUCAAUCAAGCCAAGAGCAAGGACCACCAUGCUUUAGGCUGGGACACACUCAAACAUAUCUUUAUGGAAAAGAUGCCUCUUUUGGAACCAGAGCACAUGAGUAUGACUGGCCUCAGUCUGUUCCAACAGCUGUGCCAUUUGGCAAGAAUUGCCAAUGCUUCUCUGGACCAACCACUCUCAGAGGAUGAAAUCUGUGGCAUGGACCAGCUGUGGGGUAUAGCUCUCAGAGCACAGAACACUGAUGUCAGCCUGGCAGCCAUACAGCAUCUUAACACGUACUAUAUCAACUAUGGGAAUGAAACACUGGAAAAGGAGGAAGAAUUCAUUAGUCGAUGCAUGGAGAGACUUGUCAGUGCAUCUCACAGGCUAAAAGAGAGCCCUGAAUCGGGGUUGCUCAUCAUUCAUCGAGGUCUCAUCCUGCUGAAGAACCACAUUGAUGGGUUCCGGCGCCGCUAUGCGUAUCACUUGCGUAACUGGCAGCUGGAGAGCCAAGGUAUUCACAGCCACCAGAAAAGUCUUCACGACAGGAGCUCGGCUCCCAUCAGGAUUGUGCUGCAACCAGCUGGAAUGCCUGAAAAGAUGACAUUAGAAAUGUUAUCCAGUGACUUGAUAGCCGAGUUGAGGGCAGAGGUCACAAAGUGCUGGGAGACACUGCAGAAACAACAGUCUAGUCAGAAGUUUAAACAACAAGGUCAAGGUCAAGCACAGGGCUCAGUGCUGACCCCUAUACUUGGUGCUAUGCUAGGUGAUGGACCAAUUAGAAUGUUGACUUUGGGCCAGGAACUAACAGUAGAUUUAGAUGAGAAGACACUAGCAGAGAUGCAGAUCAAAGACAUGCAGGUUGUAUUUGUAUCUGUUGGGGCAAGUCAUCGUCCACCCAGGAAGCAAGAUGGUAGCUCGCCAGCUUCUUUCCUUCCUCCACCACCAAAAGAGCGCUUGCCAAUGAUGUUAUUGCUCCAGGAUCCCCACUUUGAAAAUCUCUUUGAUUUGUUGCAACAGCUCAGUAAUUUAAAGUGCCAAAAUAAAGAUAUGGAUUCACAAGAGAAGUAUAGCCUGCAAACCAAGGCUAAAGUCCAGUCCAGGAAGGUCUGGGAGCUGCUCAUGUUACUGCCCACAAACCACAAGAUGUUGCAUGGAUUCAAGAGUGUGAUGAAUGCAGAUGAAUCCAGCCAAAGCAGUAUAAACUGGAGUGAGUUGUUGGAUGCCCACCACCCUCAGAAACUCAUGUAUUCCCUUCAGAUAGUGGAGGGUUUGUCCAAAGUUCCUAGAUAUAGGAGGAAGUCAAUUUUAAGUUCCUAUUCUGGAGCUGGAGACUCCCACCUCACUAGCACAGACUCAGAUUUAUCUGUAGAUUUAGGUGAUUUACCAGAAGAGAUUUGGAGUAAACAGUUUAUCUCCUGUGGUGGUCUGAAGCAUCUAUUCAGCAUAUUUCUGUCAGGCAGCCUACAGAUCAAAGACCAGGAAGAUUGGAAUGAGUGGAAUCAGGAAUGCUUGGCAUAUCUCUUAAGGUUGGUCAGCCAGUUUGCUAUCAACCAAUCAGAUGCUAGUUCUGAUGAAGUAUUUGAUGGCUAUGAAACGCCAAGGAAGAGAGCCAAGAGACAUAAGGGACAGGAAAACAUUGUCAUUCCUAAAUUGAAUCAUACCACACUGUCUAUGAUGGAGGUGGACCAUGUGAUCAAGAUCCUGAUGACCAUCCUGUAUGAUGCUGCAGUGCCCAGUGAAUCCAAGCAGUUCCAGGCAGGCUCAUGGGGGAGAGCAGAAGUGAUCCACUACUCCCUGUCCUUCCUGGUCUCCUGGGCCUUUAGCUGUCCUGAUGUGCAACCAGCACUGUGUGGAAAUGACAUGUUUCAAAACUGGCUGAAGAGACUCACUCUGGAAGCACCUGAGCCAAUAGUUCGCCAGGAGGCCUGUAGGGGGCUGUACAGGUUGUGUCUGGGUCAGACUGUAGAUGGCGUUACAGGGUACAGCUUCCUCAUGCCAGUGCUAGCAUCUCUCCUCCGCUUCCUUCCCGAGGCUGAGAUGAUGAAGCCUGCCAGGAAAGAGCAUGCAGAACACCCAAAGGAUAAGGAGCCAUAUGGUCCUGGUUGCCGAGACUAUUUCUGGCUGACGUGUCGUCUGGUGGAGAGCAUGUCCAAGGAGGACGCUGCCAAGGCAGGAGAGCAGGACUGUUAUGUGGACUUGAACUCCCUGUUGGGGUAUAUCUCCGAGGCUCUGAAGAAGAGAGAGUACCAUGAAACCAGACAUAACUCCAUAGAAGAUGAUGGACUGAUAGGGCUGCUCAACCUGGCCACUGCCAUUUGUAAACAUAACCCUGCAUUUAAGUCUACUCAGAAAGGACAGGAGUUUCUGUACAAUGUAUUCUGGAACCUGUUCUCCCUUCCUAACACUGGUCAGCGAUACUUCCCCAAGUGUAAGACCCAGGCCUCCAGGUCUGCUGUCUUUGAUUUCAUGGUGGAACUGGUGAAGGGAAACCUGGACAAUUAUACCUUUCUACACGAGAUGAUUAUGAAACAACACACAAAAGAUGCUCAUGCCCCCUAUCCCUGGGAUUACUGGCCACAUGAAGACGAGCGGUCACUGUCUGGCUAUGUAGGGCUGACCAAUCUUGGGGCCACCUGUUAUAUGGCCACCUGUAUGCAGCACUUGUUUAUGAUUCCACAGGCAAGGCAGUCUGUCUUGGAGGCAAAGUGUACCCAUGACAACACAUAUGAGGGCACCUUGAUUGAACUACAGAAGAUGUUUGCUUACCUCAUGGAAAGUGAGAGGAAGGCCUACAAUCCCAGAAGUUUCUGUAAAGUCUACACCAUGGAUAAACAACCUCUGAAUACAGGAGAGCAGAAAGACAUGACAGAGUUCUUCACAGAUCUCAUCAGUAAACUGGAGGAGAUGUCUCCAGAGUUGCAAACUCUUGUGAAGAACUUGUUUGGGGGCAAACUGACCAAUAAUGUUGUUUCUCUGGACUGCCCCCAUGUCAGCAAGACUAUUGAGGAAUUCUACACUGUAAGGUGCCAAGUUGCUGAUAUGAAAAACCUUUAUGAGUCCCUUGAUGAGGUGACAGUAAAGGACACACUGGAAGGAGACAACAUGUAUACUUGCUCAAACUGUGGCAAAAAAGUUAGGGCUGAAAAAAGGGCGUGCUUCAAGAAACUUCCCAAGAUUCUUUGCUUCAACACCAUGCGGUACACAUUCAAUAUGGUGACCAUGCUGAAAGAGAAGGUCAACACACACUUCUCCUUCCCACUGAGACUGGACAUGUCACCCUACAUGGAGAAGACAUUGAUGGGACCAGAGAGAGCAAAAGAUGAGGAUGUGGAGAAGAAACCCCAGGACAAGGUGGAGGAAGAAACAGACAGUGACACAGAGGCGGAGAGGGAGGGUUAUGACUAUGAACUGAUUGGAGUGACUGUCCAUACUGGGACAGCAGACGGAGGUCACUACUAUAGCUUUAUCAGGGACAGGGUCCACCAGUCUGAUAAUGGUCAGGAUAGAUGGUAUCUCUUUAAUGAUGCUGAAGUGAAACCAUUUGAUCCUGCCCAGCUGGCAACAGAGUGCUUUGGAGGAGAAAUGACAAGCAAGACUUAUGAUACCAUGACAGACAAGUUUAUGGACUUUUCUUUUGAAAAGACCAACAGUGCAUACAUGUUGUUUUAUGAGAGAAUGAAGCCCCAGGCCUCUAAUGUACAGGUGGAGCAGACUGUGUUACCAAGGUUUAAUUUUGAGCUAGGCAAGGAACUGGCAGAUUGGAUUUGGCAGGAUAAUAAGCAGUUUAUCCAGGACAAGAACCUGUUUGAACACACAUAUUUUGGGUUCAUGUGGCAGAUCUGUGCCUAUCUUCCUACAACCCUACCCAAGGACAAUCCAGAGGUUCCUUUACUAGCUGCCAAACUCAGCACAUCUUUUGUGCUGGAAACCUUCAUUCAUGCCAAAGAAAAGCCCACUAUGUUACAGUGGAUAGAGCUUUUGACCAAACAGUUCAAUUCUUGCCAUGCAGCUUGUGAGUGGUUCCUGGACACCAUGGCUGAAGAUGACUGGUGGCCACAGCAAAUACUCAUCAAAUGCCCCAACCAAACUGUUAGACAGAUGUUUCAGAGAUUACUUAUACAUGUGAUAACACAGCUCAAACCAGUUCAUGUUAGUUUGUACCUGUUGCCAUUAGGAGAAAGUGAUGAAGUUGAUGUGGAUAAGAUAGGAAGCAAGUCAUGUGUGACCAGAUUCAUCAGAAAUAUGCUUGCCAUUACUGAGCAAGGUGCACGCCCCAACAGCAAGCACCUGACAGAGUACUUUGCCUUCCUGUGUGAGUUUGCAAAAAUGGGAGAAGAAGAGAAAAUGUUCCUGCUCAACACUGGUGCUAUCUCUACCCUGAUCCACUUCUAUCUGGGACAGAAAUCUCAAGAACAAUACGUUGAGAUCCUAUCAGAUGAAGAUGAGGAAGAAGAAGUGAUCACUUUGUCUGAAGGAAAGUACCGUCCUCCAUCUUUAGACAAGAUGAUCAAUCUCAUUGCCAUGUUGGUGGAGAGUGCGCGAGGGGAGGACAACCAGCUCCAUCUGUUGGAGAAAGAUUACAAUGCUCUACUUGGAGGAAAGGGCUACCCGUUCCUGUUUAGUCAAAUCCGAGACAGUAUUAACCUGCGCCAAACCUGUAACCUUAUCUUCAGUUUGUGCAGGUGGAAUGACAGACUUGCUGCUCAGACCAUACACAUGAUAUUCACUGCCAUUACUAAACUGAACCAGGAGUAUGCUCAGCCAUUCUUCAAGAUCUUGUCUAUGUUGGUGGAGUUUAUUGGGGGACCCCCUGGGAUGCCAUCUUUUACACAAUAUGUGCUGCACAAGUUCUGGGAUGUGUGUGAGUACUGCCCCCAGCAGUGUCUGGAGUGGAUGUCCACCCAGGUGACGAGGAACAAGCUAGCCCAUAAUUUUGUCCUCCAGCACAUGAGUGGGUGGGUGGAGCACUAUCUGCUGGCACACAGUAAUGCUAGGGUCAGGAAUGCUGCUGCCCUACUGUUGGUGUCCCUGGUCCCCAGCCCUCACUUCAGACAAGCCUACAGAUCUGCCAGGAGUAUCCUCAGUCCACACAAGGAAAUCUCUAUGGGUCACGAGGCUCUGGCUGUGCUGCACCAGAUAUACAUGGAGCUCCUGAGACUGUUGAGCAAAGCCAAGCAUUAUGUCGAUGCCACAACCUACAGUACCACACAGCUGAUGUCUUAUUUUGCUCUCAUGACCUACUGCCUGGUGUCUAAACAGGAGAAACUCUUGUUUUCCCCUUUCUUCCUGGACCUGUGGCAGCUUUUCCAGCCCAAGCUGUCAGAGCCCCCUAUAGCAGUUAACCACAACAAGCAGGCCUUGCUGUUGUUUUGGUACCAGGUGUGUAACGAGACCCAGGAGAACAUACGGCUCAUCACCUCCAACCCUCAUGUCACCAAGAACAUUGCAUUUAACUAUAUACUUGCAGACCAUGAUGACCAAGAGGUUGUCAUAUUCAACAGAUGUAUGCUGCCUGCUUACUAUGGGAUAUUAAGGAUGUGCUGCCAUGUGUCCCGUAACUUCACAAGGCAGCUUGCCCAGCACCAGAACAUACAGUGGGCUUUCAAAAAUAUCACCCCAUAUCCAGCUCAGUACACAGCUGCUGUUGAAGAGUUGUUCCGACUCAUGAAACUCAUGGCGACCAAGUAUCCUGAGAGCACAGAAGAUGAAGUGAAGGCUGUAACCCAUUUCAAACGUGUCACACUGCAGAUGUACCUGGAGACUUUGGACUCCCGGACUCAGUGGCAGACCAUGAUCAUGGCCAUGAAAACCUUAGUGGAUACUAUAGAUGACAAGCUGUUAGUGCUGUAUCAGAAUGGGUUGUCCAUGAUUGCUGAGGCAUUCCAGAUGUUGCAUAUGAUGUACCAUGAGGCCACAGCCUGUCAUGUGACUCAGGAUCUGGUGGACCUCCUUACUAUACUGCUGGGAGUAUUGAAAACUGCCAGACAGUAUGUGGACAGGAGACAUGCAGAAGUGAAGAGCUGCCUCCACAGUUGGAAGGAUCGUAUGGAUCUGGUGAGGAAGCUGUUGACCCUACUCAACGCUUACACCCCUCCAGAAAUAAGACAGGUGGCAGUGGAUGUUUGUAAAGAGAUGCUGCUUCUGUACCAGAGUGAGUGUCUGCAGACCGUGGUACCCAUCCUUUCUCACGCACAUAGUUCAUUCCAGGAAAAUAACGUACCAAUCAACAUGGGACCAUUCUUUCCAAGAAGGGGCCAAAAGCUGUUAUCUUCCAAGUCUAAUGUACGCCCACCGCGGCCACAGUUCCAGAUGCUCCUGCAUAACAACCAGCUUGAGGCUACAAAGGGUGUGGAUGAAUCCUAUGACCAGGCCCUCCAGGAGUUCUUCUGGCCCUACUUCAGCUUUGUUGACUUGAUCUGCAGGGUGGCAGUCAACCAGGAGAAUAUGACAGAGAUGGUCAUCAACCUCAGUGCUAUGGUAGCCUAUGAAGGUGUUCCUCUUCACUCUCCUUUCUUUCCAAAGCUCUGGUAUGAGAUCUAUCAUUCUGAGCAUGUGGACAAGAAUUACAUCAACAUUCUGUGUAACAGCAGCUACUUCAUUGACUACGUGGAUGCCAUUCUACUGGAUGAGAGGCAAUCCCUCAACAAUCACGUCAUCUACCAGUUUAUGUGUACUUACUUCCCAAAGAUAUGCCACCAGGUUUUAAAUGACCAGGGUCACUCCCUUCUGGACAGUUUGAUUGCAUCCAUCACUGCAGAGAAGUCGUCCCUGGAGAAUGCCCAGACACACAAAGACAUGCUGAACAUUGCACACAGGUUAAAUGGGGACCUGCGAGCCAUGCUUCUCAUUUUCUCAGUACAAGCUCCUCAGCACAUCAAUACCCUGCUGGCCUCAACCCUGGAGUACAUUUUCCAGGUGUGCCAGGACUACCAGAAAGAGAGGGCAGAGAUACUGGAGCAGGAACAGCAACAGAAGAUGGCAGAGGAGGAGGAGGAGGAAAAGGUGGGGGCCACAUCACAAGAAGGUGGUAAGAAGGAUGCUGGCAGGGACAUGGAGGAAGAUGAAGAGAGUGAUGAAGAAGAUUCAGAUAAUGCAAUUGCCCCAGCAAAGAAGAGGAGAAUAAGCAGUGAAAAAGAAGAUUCUGUUGAGAAGUCAGAAGUCCCACUAAAAACAUCUGAUGUCAAGGAAAGUAGUAAAGACAGUGACAGUGAUGUCAUUGUACCAGAGGGCAGUGGGAGCCAUGACAAGCUUUCUGAACAACUAGAGAAAAAGGCAGUUGAUGAAGAAGUUGCCACUUGCAGCACUGGCACAAAGGAAGAAAAAGAGAGAGCAGAAAAAGGCAUCGAGACUCACACUGAAGAAAAGAAACUAACGACAGAAGACACAGGGGGUAAAAACAUGGAAGAUAAAUCUGACAAUAAAACGAAAACUGGUGAUAAAAAAGAAAAUGCUUCUAGUCACAAAGGAAAAGCGGCUCACAAAGAGAAACCUACCUGGGUAGACUAUGUAAUUCGUAACAUUGAGUGCAUAUUUAACAUGUUUCGUAAAAGAACUGACAAAGUACAGGAAACAAGUUGUACUUCCACUUCAACUACUAAGAAAUCAACAGAAGAAAAGGACUAAACCAGAGACCAAUUUAUGGUUUGUCAGAGAUUUAUCCAUCUUUUUCUGUUCUGGCAUAAAUGACUGGAGAGACAAGACGUAAGGUUGGCAUCAUUUUAAAUUUUUUAGUAGCCCUUUUUCCGACAUGUUUAUUGCUCGAUGUUUCACAUUAAGUUCUGAUACAGAUGGUCACACUUGGCCACAAGCUCACAAACUAUCCUUGUUCUUCAAACAAAUAUGAUUUUUAAAGUGCCCUUACACUUGUGCAAGAUUUUAUUGUCUAGGUGUGCAAUUUAAAAUCUGAUUGUUGUUGAAUUUAGUUUGCAUACAAUUGUAGAGAGAAGUUGACCAGAAUGGUAACUUGACAGUUAAUACAAGUAUCCCGGUGACAACCAACCACAAUCAAACUUUUUGUGCAAUUCAGUAGCAUAAUGGUUGUGCUGUUGGAAUGGAUAUUUUCAGUAAUGUUGCUUCAGUGUUUACUGCACAUUAGAGAAAAAGUACAAUGGUUGUUUAUUGCAGCAUAGGAUCAGAUUGAUCAGCUUUUAAAACCGUUUUUAAAACUGGUAUUAAUUUAGCCUCCCUUUACUGACAACAGGAUAAGGAUUUCUUUUUUUUUUUUUUUAAUGAUUUAAAAAUUAGAUUCAAACACAUUAAGGAAUCUGAACAGUUUGGGUGAUAAGCAAGUUGAUAUCAAGUUCAGCAAAAACAUUUCAAUCAUCAUUUACAAUAUACACCGAGGAUGUGGGUUUAACGACAUCCUGCCAUGUAUUGUAUGGCAUUCUGUGCAUUUAUGUUACAGCUCAUCACAAAAAGAUUCUUUGUUCCAAGGUUUAUAUAAAUUUAAUAUGUUUAAUGUAUUGGUAUUGCUAAGUAUCAGUGUUACUGGUUGAUCAAGUGGAUGACAUACUUGGCAGCCAUCUUGGUUAUUGAUGCCUUGUUGGAUUUAUGUAGUUGUCUGUGAAAAAUGAGUGUAAAUACUACAAAGGGGAACUUUAAAUUCCAUGCAUUAGAUUAAAAUGUUAUAAAUUCUAUGUGUUAUGUGCUUCAAGGCAUCUACAUGUACGUCUUAAGUAGAAAUGUCCUAAUUGUUUAAAACAGCAUUGUGUUAUAGUACGGUGGUGCUUAUCAAAUUACAUGGAUAGACUAUAUCCAGUCGAGUUGCCAUUAACCAGUUACAUGCAUCAAAGUAAGAAUAUUUGCAUACUCUAGUUUUUUCUCAUAUCAUUUUUUAUUAUGACAUGUGAAAAAAGGAGACAUCAAGAUGUUUAUGUAGCACAAGUAGGUUUCUCAAACUCAAGGAAAACUAAUAAAAUGUAGGAUUCAAAACCA
Molecule: messenger RNA, 13067 nt
Organism: Lingula anatina
Lineage: Eukaryota; Metazoa; Brachiopoda; Lingulata; Lingulida; Lingulidae
Product: ubiquitin carboxyl-terminal hydrolase 34
Biological process (GO): protein deubiquitination
Cellular component (GO): nucleus; cytosol
Molecular function (GO): cysteine-type deubiquitinase activity
Source: RefSeq, a predicted model, not a curated record